Messenger RNA from Catharus ustulatus (Swainson's thrush), 5491 nucleotides. RefSeq names its product cyclin D2 (gene CCND2). Gene Ontology annotation, molecular function: cyclin-dependent protein serine/threonine kinase regulator activity. The record is from RefSeq and is a predicted model, not a curated record. Gene Ontology annotation, cellular component: cytoplasm; nucleus; cyclin-dependent protein kinase holoenzyme complex. Bases 495 to 1352 code for a protein of 285 amino acids. The transcript is spliced from 5 exons. Gene Ontology annotation, biological process: positive regulation of G1/S transition of mitotic cell cycle; mitotic cell cycle phase transition; regulation of cyclin-dependent protein serine/threonine kinase activity. NCBI's taxonomy places the organism in Eukaryota, Metazoa, Chordata, Aves, Passeriformes, Turdidae.
UCCUUGCAGUAAGAAAAGGAGAGGGAAAUUGAUCGGGACGGGCUCCCUCAGAAGGCAAGCGUGGAGCGGUUUUAAUUUGGUUGCUGGAAGGAAGCAAAAGAGAAGCUGUCAUUUGUGUCUGUGUGUCCCUAUACGAGGGCCUCCUGGUUCCUUGUUAGCUUAUAGAGAGGGGAAAAAAAAAAAAAAAAGCGCGUUUGAUGUUACGUCUGACCAGCUGCUGUUCUCCAUAAUAACAAGAGAGAGAACUGCCUGCCCUGGCGAGUUGCGUCACUUCGCUUCAACUUUAGGCUAGAAAUCAAGAGAGGGAGAGACAAGUUUCAAGGGAGGCAGGAGCGAGCUGGAAAGCCCUGCCGUCUUCCUCCCACCCACCUACCCCUCCUCCUUUACCCCUCUCCUUUCUCCACCCCCUACAAAAAAAAAAAAAAGAAAAAAAAAAGAAAAAAAAAAAGGAAAAACCUUUCCCAUCAGAGAAAGAGGGAGAUCUCUUUGGAAACAUGGAGCUGCUGUGCUGCGAGGUGGAUCCCAUGAGGAGAGCUCUGCCUGACCCGAACUUGCUCUACGAUGACCGCGUUUUGCACAACUUACUAACCAUAGAGGAAAGGUAUCUGCCCCAAUGCUCCUACUUCAAGUGCGUCCAGAAGGACAUCCAGCCCUUCAUGAGGAGGAUGGUGGCCACUUGGAUGCUGGAGGUCUGCGAAGAGCAGAAGUGCGAAGAAGAAGUUUUCCCUCUGGCCAUGAAUUAUUUGGACAGAUUCUUAGCUGUGGUGCCCACUCGGAAGUGCCAUCUGCAGCUGCUGGGGGCGGUGUGCAUGUUCCUGGCCUCCAAGCUCAAAGAGACAAUCCCCCUCACAGCCGAGAAGCUGUGCAUAUACACGGACAAUUCCAUCAAACCCCAAGAGCUGCUGGAAUGGGAGCUGGUGGUGCUGGGGAAGUUGAAGUGGAACCUUGCAGCUGUCACCCCACACGAUUUCAUUGAACACAUCCUAAGGAAGGUGCCGCUCCCUAAAGACAAGUUGCUUUUGAUCCGGAAGCAUGCACAGACCUUCAUCGCCCUUUGUGCCACAGAUUUUAACUUUGCCAUGUACCCACCAUCAAUGAUAGCAACUGGAAGUGUGGGAGCAGCCAUCUGUGGCCUUCAGCUCGAUGAUGGGGACAGCCUCACGGACCUCCUGGCCAAGAUCACAAACACAGAUGUGGACUGCCUUAAAGCUUGUCAGGAACAGAUCGAGGCGGUGCUCGUGAACAGCCUGCAGCAAGUCAGGCAGCAACAGCAGCAGAGCAAUCCCUCCAAGACAGUGGAUGAACUGGACCAGGCCAGCACUCCCACAGAUGUGAGAGACAUCAACCUGUGAGGACAUCAGCACGCAGUCACGCUUGCUCCCUCAGACCCUUUAUUUUUGUUAUUAUUUUUAGAGUGAUUUUUUUUUAAUCUGCUCCCACAUAGAACAUAUUUAAAGCUCUUUUAGGUAUAAAGAAAAACAAAAAAAAAAUACAAAACCUGAAUAAUGGAAAAAAAAAAAGCAUUUGGUGCCUGUGAUGUUCUACAGAAGGGAAUCCCAUGAUAUAUUUGGUAAUUGCUAUUUGAUUAUGUAUCAGUGAUAUUAAAUGCUUAUAAAAGCAUACAAAGUAGCUAGAUCAAUGUAAGCCUGCAUUUGUGGGAACAAAGUAGAGUAUACUUGUCUGUGUAUUAUGUACUAGUGCAUACACCCCUUUUUUAGAUUUAAGAAAGGAAUCGUGUGUGCGAUUUUAUGGCUUGACUAGAUUGCAAAGCAAUAGAAUAAGGGGUUUAGGGCAAAGUGGGAAAAGAUCCCUGAAGCAAUUGAACCAUUUUAAAUGCAGAAGAGAUUUGCUGAUCUGUCACCUCUGUUAUUAGUCAGAAGUGUUUGUUGGAUCUCUGUAUGUUAGUUUUGUUUACUCUUGCUGUCUGUGGUAGCUGCUACCUAAGAAAGAAGAUGCUUUAUUUUACCAGCCAGAAGAGCAGGUGUCUUUUGGGCUUUUUUUUUCAGUUGAUUUAUUUUUCUUUUUUUUUUUUUUCUUCUUCUUUUCCCCCAACUUCCCCUCUGCCCCUCUUGACUUUUUAUCUACUUUUCCUUCUGAAAUGGUUCAUUCUAAACACAGCAGCAUCUUUGGCAUGAGGGCAAUUCCGUUUACCCAGCCGUGGGCCGAGCCAAAGUUCCCAAGUGCUCACGGUCAGUGGGGGGAAUGCACGCAUUAAUCCCGACCUGUUGGCUGGACAGACCACCUCCAUCCAACCUUUGGAUUGCAAGAUGUGGUGGAUCAUCUAGGAAAAGCAUUAUAUUCCUUUACAGUGCUAAUGCUUCAUGUCCAUGUUAACGUCUGGCAGCUUCUUAGCUUGGCCACAAAGACAUUUAAAUGAUGCUCUCUCCAUCUUCCCUUGUAACAGCCCCUCACUGUGUUAAAGAAGAUGAGGUUUGGUUUGUUCCCUCGUCUCUCUUCCCCCCCACUCCCCCCUGCACACCUUUUCAGCAUUUCAUUAACUUUAUUGAUCCACAGUGAGCGUUUUUGUAAACCAUUUCAUUCGAAAAGCACUUUGAAAAUUGUUCCUAAGGGAUUAAAUGAGAUGGUUUAUGACAAUUUUGCCGAGGAAAGAAAAAAUAAACAAACAAAAAGAUUAAAAAAAAAAGAAAAAAAGAAAAAAAAAAAGAAAGAAGUCACAAAAGCAAGGCUUUGUAUAGCUUUUUAUAGUCAAUAUUUUCCAGUAUCUGGUGUACUCGGUUAGUUGCGGUGUUGCUGGAAAUACCAACACCCGCUUCAGAUGACAUUCCUGUCAUGACAUUCCGGAUAAAAACCUGACCAUCUGUAUUGUUCAGUGUCACAGAAGGAUCUUAAUACCACCUGCGUGUUUAUCUAUGGACAAGGAAAGAAAAUUGCUGGUGCAACAGCCAUGGUGGUAAACAUCGAGGUGCAUGACUUGGAGUUUUAUUACAAAGGUGUAUUCAGUGUACUUGAAUUUAUUUUCCUGCUCCACCUGUAACGAAGAGGCAUUUAGAUGGCAAAGGAGUUGGAGCAACUUUUGGUUUUUUUUUGGUUUGUUGUUUUUGGGUUUUUUGUUUUGUUUUGGUUUUUUUUUUUUUUUUUUGCACAAUUGUAUUAACAGUUUGCAGAUAUCCAAUAUGAAGCUGUUGGUUGAAAUGUUAAUGUUUGCAUUUUUAACACAGAAAUCCAGAAAGAACAUGCUACUUUGAAGAAUAUUAUAUGUAUGGACUCAGCCUAUUUGGCUAGAUGAGGGUAGAAAAUGGAGUAAGAUUCUAAGGUUUUGUUGUUUAUUUGGUUUUGGGGGUUUUUUUUGGUUUUGUUUUUUUUUUUUUUUGCGCUGCUAAGAAGCUAUGAUUUGUUUCAUUCUUAUUCACAUUAACAGUACUUAGCUGUAUUGUUUCACUGAGUGUGCUGCUAUUUUAUAAACAUUUUUAUAAUAUAUUAUUUUACUGCUUAAAUUUCAAAUCCUGAAGUAGAUGGUUAAGUGGAGAUAUGAUGAGUUCUUUGAUUUACUGGAAAUGCCCUGUACAGGUUUUUUUUCCCCUAAUAGCGUGUUCAUUAUUUUUUUUUUUAAUUUUAUUUUAUUUUUUCCUUCUUUCUUCUUCCUUUUUUUUUUUAAUCUCCUUCCUUCCUGAUCACAUCCUGCAAAGAUGGUAUACUUACCUCAGGUUUGCUGGACAAGAAAUGAUUCCCAUUUUCACAAUACCUCACACAGUGACAGUCUGGUUGCCCCGGGGCCCGCUGGGGAGAGGUUGCAAGCAGCCGAGGCGGGGCACUGCCUCCUUUUUGGUCUCUGGUAUCUUUUUCAUAGUGGAAAAAAUGCAUUGACUCUCCACUGGUGAGCAGGUCUGUCCUCCCCAAAGCUGUUGCUGGGCACAGCCUUGGCCUCACCUCCCGCCUCGAUGUUCUGCAUUGGGAGCACCCGGAAUUCCAUGGCGGUGUCUCUGUCCUGGAGGAAAAAAUUAUGUUGAUGUUGUUGAAGCAAGACUGUGGAGCCACACACAGAUCAGGUCAGGUCAGGUGGGAUCAUUCCUUGGCAGCCCUGCUCCGUGGCUUCAUGGGGAGCUGUGCCAGAGGGUGCUGAUGGUGGGGUGACCUCUCUGGGCGCUGGCACCAUGUCCGUCGUGGUGGCGUGGUUUGCUCCAUGCCGUAAGCCAGGUGUGGGCAGGAUCUGUGUUUAGGGUGCCUGCCCCUGCUCUUUGUCCCAUCUCCUGCACAGCCUGGUCCCACAGCAGCCGUGGGAUCCCAGGGAUGGUCCCUGCUGUGGAUCACAGGGCUGGUCCCUGCUGUGGAUGACAGGGCUGGUCCCACAGUGUCUCCCCUCUGCACAACUGAAGGGGCAGGGGCUGAGGGCCACCACCUCUGUGGUUGGUUCCUCUGCAGCAGGGUGAGGGCAAGCUGUGCUGGAAGGGGCAGCACCAUUCAGCAUUCCCAGUCCCCUGCAGGGUCCUGGUGGGUCUGUGCGUGUCCCCACCAGGGUGAGGAGUGUCCUUGGCUGCAGUGACGUGGUCAGCAAGUGCCAGUCCUCUGGUUACAGUGUACUGUAUGUUCGAAGGCUGCAAACCCUACAACUUGAGUGCUUUCACAGUAGCUUUCAGAAUAAAAUUACUGCCUAGUACUCUCUUUUAACAGAUGUUAAAGGAAAUGUGUUGUUACUGCAAAUGAGGUGUGAGAUUUUCCCCCCUGAACUGCAGAAAUUGUGAACCUCCCAACUGAUUGAUUAAAAAAUAAUAAAAAAAGUCUUGCCAAUUGUGCCUUCCCAAGUGCCAAAGGAUUGGUACAGUUGCUAAAAGCGUUUCUCUCUCAGCUUCCUAUUGAUGGUACUUUGAUGAUCUUCUCCUCCUUCCCGUUCCUGUAGUGUAGGAGCACCUCAUAAUGUAUUUAUUUGUAUUUCCAACAUGCUUGUGAAAGAGAAAAAUAACCAUUAAUCCCAUGUCAAUGUCAAUGAUUUAUGCUUGAGUAAUCAGACAGCUCUUAAUUACUCAGCAAACCACCUGGCCACUGGAUUUUUUCCACUAUGUUUAUUACCAUGUUCUCAUGUACCUCAGAAAUCACUCUCGGUUGCACAGUUUCUGUUCUCAAACUUUUUUGGGUUUUUGUUUUGUUUUGGUUUUUUUUUUUUUUUUUUGGUUGGUUUUUUUUGGUUCUUGUUUUCUUUUUUUGCUUUAUUGAGUGUGAUGCCAUAUCAAGUCAACGUUAUUCUCUCACAAAUGUGCUCUUUAAGAGGUGUGGAUGUUUAUGUGGUCAGGGGAUGCUAGAAAGUGUGGUAGUAGACAUCAGUGUAAACAAAAGUAUUUAGAAAGUACACGGGGUUGUUUUUGAUGGAUAAGACUCUGAUACGGUGUAGUGUUGAUUGCCUUUUAAAAGGUCUUUGUUCAGUGUUGUCAUUUUUAUUAAUAACCUAUUGUUUUGACUAGUUUAAAGAUGGUUCUAAGAAAAGUGUUUUGGCGGGAUUAGGUAUGCUGUAUGGACAAUAAACUCACCUUGACCUAAA